UAGAUGAAAAUGAAUCAAAUUGGGAACAGACCCAAAGGAAGACAGUAUGGCGUAUCCAGAGGGAGUUGAUUCUUUCUCUCUCCAAAACCCUAUUUAAAUACAGCUUUAGCAACUCCUUUCUCCCAUGCGAUUGUCUUCUCUCCACUCCCCAACACCAACACCACUUGUUUCCUACUUACUUGUGUGUAUUUUCUUUCUUCUGCUUUCUCUCUCCUUUCCUCAAAGCACACAACUAUCUCUUCCUCCAUACCUUGUCUCCCUCACUCUCCCUCAACACCACUACUUUGUGUUCCUCUUCUCAUCUCCUUUUAAGUUGUAUUCCACCCUAAGAGAUAUACAAUAUUCACAUCUUCUUCAAUCCUAGCAAUAUAUAUAAACAUAUAUAUAUAUAUUUGUCUGUGUGUCAAGUAAUUUCAUCAGCUAUAUAUCCUAAGAUGUCUAGCAGAAGGUCAAGAUCAAGGCAAUCAGGAAGUUCAAGAAUAACCGAUGAUCAGAUCGAUGAUCUUGUUACCAAAUUGCAGCAACUUCUUCCUGAGAUUCGUAACAGACACUCCGAUAAGGUUUCAGCUGCCAAAGUCUUACAAGAGACUUGCAACUACAUUAGAAGCUUGCAUAGAGAGGUUGAUGAUCUUAGCGAGAGACUAUCUGAGCUACUAGCAACAACUGACAGCGCCCAAGCUGCCAUAAUCCGCAGUUUACUUAUGCAAUAGAGUUAAGGCUAAUCAAAUUUAUUAGGGUUCAGUCGUUUUGUAAUAGGGUGCUUCUCUAUCUUUUUCUUAUCCCUUUG
Molecule: messenger RNA, 787 nt
Organism: Theobroma cacao (cacao)
Lineage: Eukaryota; Viridiplantae; Streptophyta; Magnoliopsida; Malvales; Malvaceae
Product: transcription factor ILI6-like
Biological process (GO): regulation of DNA-templated transcription; regulation of growth
Molecular function (GO): protein dimerization activity
Source: RefSeq, a predicted model, not a curated record